Molecule: messenger RNA, 2022 nt
Organism: Parascedosporium putredinis
Lineage: Eukaryota; Fungi; Ascomycota; Sordariomycetes; Microascales; Microascaceae
Source: the annotation of a GenBank genome assembly
AUGGCCGACGAUAUCCCCUUGGCCGUCCGCCGAACGCGCCGGACCAGCACUCUUAACCUCAAUAACAAGGACUCGGCCGACGCGCUUCCUUUCCCGGAAGCCGUCACCCCCAGACGGUCGAGGAAGCGGAGGGUCCGAUUCUCCGACCCGGGUCCUAGCACGGGGACGGAGAGGGAACGAGGCGUGGCCAAAGAUGACGAGGACAUUGACGAGCUGUCCACCGGCCUCACUCCCAUGGUGAAGCGCACGUCUAUACAGUCCGAGGUCGUCACAUUCGAGCCGAUCCGUCAAAUCAUUGACGAGCGCUCCAAGAGGCGCAUCCGGCGCAACGGCCUCAGCGCCGAGAUGAACGCAAUCGAGUCCGAGACCCGUCAGCGCGCGCGCGAGGCCCGCGCCGAGAUUGAGCGUCUGAGUGCUGAACUCAGGGCCAAGGAUCUUGAGAUUUACCAGCUGCAAAACGCCACUAUUAUUGUCGACACGGACAGGAUCUGGGAGCUCGAGAGGCAGGUCGCUGAUCUCCAGGGCGAGUUGGCCGAGAGGUCACGCACCCAAAAGCAAGAUCGGCAUGAUGCCACUGCGGCAGGCUUCGAGUGGACCGUGAUGGCGAGGGAUCCUUUCAACCCGGACUACUCUUCCGUCGCUGGUGGCGAGGACGAGGACGAAGACGACGACUACGAAGAGGCUUUUGGCGACACUACCAUGGCUGACUUGCAAUGCAGCACUCCAUCCCGCGUGAGAGCCUCUUUCCCCUCGCCACCGCUUACCAGCCCCGCCCUCCCGGGGACUCCUUGCCGUCGCUUUACGCCGCCUACGCCACAAUCCCACGCUGGGGUCCAAGUGUACUUCCCCGAUAUCGCGAGCAAGGGCCUCGAGGAAGAGCUGGCUUCCAUGAAGACCGAAAUGGCCAAGCUCAACAACACUCUCGAGUCGUACCGCGGCUUAACCACCAGGCUCAACGAUCGUCUCCUCGAAUCGAGGGUAGACGAGCUGCUCCGGGCCUUCUCCGACAGGACCGCCGCCCUGCUGGAAAUCACCUCGUCGCUCAGCCAGCUCGGGUUCCCCGGCGAUGACGCGGCGGCCAUCAUCACAUCUCUCUCCGCGGGCUUCCGCAGCGCCCGCCUCGAGCUCGAGUACCUCAGCCCCGGCGAGGUCGCGCUGCCCCUCACCUCGCGGGGCGCCGAAGUACUCGACCUGCUGCUGACCCGCCUGCGGGACCUGGCCAAGCGCGCCCAAGAAGACGAGACCACCAUCGACGAGUACCACGAGCUCGAGCUCUCCCUCCGCAAGCAGCUCUCCUCCCGCGUCGACGUCAUGGACGAGCUCAAAGCCGCCCUCGCCCAGGCCCAAACCGCGCUCGCUGACAAGACGGCCCGCGUGCAGGAGCUCGAGGUCGGCGUGAGCCGGCUGCGCGGCGCCGUCGACGGCUACGUCCGGGACGUGCACGAACUCGAGCGCCUCGUCGAGGGCAUGGAGGCCGACACCCGUGAGCGCGGCGCCGCCCACGCCGCCGAGCUGGAGAGCAAGCGGCGCAUCCUCGUGAGUAAAGAGGACCGCAUCGCCGAGCUCGAGGUCGUGCUGGCUGCCUCGGACGGCCGCGGGUCCGCCCUGGCUGCGCGCGUCGCUGAACUCGAGGAGAAGCUCGCCGGUUCCGUCGCGCAGACGGAGCGCCUCCUCGCCGAGGCUGCCGCGCUGGUCGCUGCCAAGGCUGAUAUGGGCAGGCGGCACGGAGAGGCCCUGGCCGUGCGGGACGCGCGAGUGGCGGAGCUCAAGGAGGAAGUGGAGCGCGUCAAUGGGUGUCUUCGCGCCGCGUACGGCACGGUGCAGAGCCUGCGCGUCGGCGGGGCGGAGCUCGAGGUUCGUAUGGGCGAGGAGCGCGAGCGCGCCAAGGCUGUUAUUGACUCGAUGCGGGAUGAGCUCCAGAGGGUCGUGCGCAUGAGCCAGGAGUUCCUCGAGGCGCCGUCGUCGCGGGACAAGGACGCUGCCGCGGGCGAGUCCGAGGAGGGGGAGGAGCGAGGGCUCUGA